AUGGGUCGCGGGCGCGAUAGCCGGCAGGCGUGGGACGAGCCCGACCGACGGAAUCAUCGCGGCGGUGGUGGUCCCAGAGACCGCGAUGGUAGACGGGACGAUCGCGACAGAAGAGACGACCGUGAUAGGAGAUACAGAUCCAGAUCGCGCGACCGGCGCGACGACAGAGACCACCGCCCUAGAUCCAGAGAUCGCGAGAGAGACCGUCUACGCGACGACCGCGAUGGAGGUCGGCCGCCUCGCAGAGAGCGUGGUGGGUGGCAGGGUAGAGACGAUAGGCGUCGCAGAGAUGACGACUUGCUUGAUGAGAGGCCGCCUAGGCGAACCGAUGAUGACGAGGGUCGGAACACUCCACGCGGCAAAGACCGCAGACGGUCUGCUUCUCCCCGUCGAAGUGGUAGCCCACCUCUUGCCCGCCGCGACCCGGUCAGCUACACCGAGACCCUACCCACACGCACAGCACCCAGAGGGAAGAAGGAGCAGCACACCAUGUCCUUCAAGGUCGGACGCCACGAAUCCCCAGAGGUUGAGAGCGGACGUGACAGCGAGCGCGGCGACACGCCGAUGACAAACGGGGGACGGGACGACCGCCGCGAGGCUGCCGACGACGACGAGCCCGAGCCUGAGGUCGAGGUCGAAGACGAUGACAUGGCCGCCAUGCAGGCUAUGCUGGGUUUCGGCGGCUUCGGCACGACCAAGAACAAAAAGAUUGCAGGGAACAACGUCGGCGCCGUAAGGAAGGAGAAGAAGACGGAGUAUCGGCAGUACAUGAACCGGCAGGGCGGUUUCAACAGGCCGCUUAGUCCCUCGAGGUGA
Colletotrichum graminicola M1.001 is the source of this 816-nucleotide messenger RNA. RefSeq lists its product as uncharacterized. Gene Ontology annotation, cellular component: precatalytic spliceosome. The record is from RefSeq and is a predicted model, not a curated record. The coding region runs from base 1 to 816 and encodes 271 amino acids. Lineage: Eukaryota; Fungi; Ascomycota; Sordariomycetes; Glomerellales; Glomerellaceae. The transcript is spliced from 2 exons. Gene Ontology annotation, biological process: RNA splicing.